AUGUCCACGUACACCAUUCCCAACCUGCCUCGCAUCUCGCGCGAAGAGCUCGCCACACUACUCAAGUCGAAAACUCCAAAUUUGACCAUUGUCGACGUCCGCGACAAUGACUAUAUUGGCGGGCACAUUCUCGGCUGCAAACACGUUCCAGUGAACGAGCACGAUUAUCGCAUGCCAGAAUUGAUCCGCACGCUCAAGGACGAGGAGACUGUGGUUUUUCACUGUACAUUAUCUCAGCAGAGAGGUCCAUCCAGUGCGUUGAGAUAUCUGAGGGAACGUGAUGCUGUGCUGGGAGACCUCAAGAAGCAGGACGGGAAGCAGAAAGUCUAUGUUUUGGAAGGAGGAUUCCAAAAGUGGCAGGAGAAAUACGGAGAGGACAAGGAGCUCACAGAGGGUUACGAAAAGGAUCUGUGGGAGUGA
This is a messenger RNA of Zymoseptoria tritici IPO323, 420 nucleotides long. RefSeq lists its product as uncharacterized. The record is from RefSeq and is a predicted model, not a curated record. The transcript is spliced from 2 exons. Gene Ontology annotation, molecular function: protein tyrosine phosphatase activity. NCBI's taxonomy places the organism in Eukaryota, Fungi, Ascomycota, Dothideomycetes, Mycosphaerellales, Mycosphaerellaceae. Gene Ontology annotation, cellular component: nucleus; cytoplasm. The coding region runs from base 1 to 420 and encodes 139 amino acids.